Molecule: messenger RNA, 1496 nt
Organism: Erigeron canadensis
Lineage: Eukaryota; Viridiplantae; Streptophyta; Magnoliopsida; Asterales; Asteraceae
Product: receptor-like protein 44
Exons: 1
Coding region: 103-945 (280 amino acids)
Molecular function (GO): protein binding
Source: RefSeq, a predicted model, not a curated record
CAUCCCAAAUUCACUCUUUCCAUUCAAUCCUUCAAUUCUUUCCAUUUCCAACCUCAUCAAAACUCACAAAAACCUUCAAAAUAAAAACAUUUCAUUUCAAUCAUGAAAUUCUUUCCAAGAUUCACGUUAGUCCUACAUUUACUCAUAAUAAUAACAAUAACAAUAUCAUUCUUAUUACAUCCAUCAUCACAAGAUCCUAAUGAUCAAUCUUGUUUAGCCAACUUAUUCGAAUCAAUAACCGACCCGGAUCAUAAUCUCAUGAAUUGGACUAAAACCACAUUCUCAAAUCCUUGUUCUGGUUUCCAAUCCAACUUAGCUGGAGCCACAUGCAACAAUGGACGUAUAUACAAACUAUCGUUACCUAACCUUAAUUUGCAUGGAUCAAUCUCACCAUUCAUUUCAAAUUGCACUAACCUCCAAUCUUUAGACCUUUCAAAUAACUCCUUAACAGGAAACAUCCCAACCGAGCUACAAUACCUAGUAAACCUUGCCGUACUAAACCUUUCUUCUAACCGUCUUUCGGGUACUAUUUCACCUUCAAUUGCCAUGUGUAUUUACCUAAACGUUAUUGACUUACAUGACAAUGUACUUAAUGGUGUGAUCCCACCUCAACUAGGAUCACUAGCUCGAUUAUCGGUUUUUGAUGUGUCAAAUAAUAAGUUGUCUGGGAUGAUACCUACGACUUUAGGAAACCGGACAGGGAAUUUAGUGAGGUUUAAUGUGAGUUCUUAUUUGGGUAAUAAGGAUCUUUAUGGGUAUCCUUUGGGUUUGAUGAAGAAUAAAGAAGGGUUAUCAAUUGUUGUAAUUGUUGGAAUUGGGCUAGGGAGUGGGUUGUUGAGUUUGGUUUUGAGUUUUACUGUUGUUUGUGUUUGGUUAAGAAUUAGUGACCAAAAAUUGGCUGCUCAACAAGAAGGGAAGAUUAGUCAGUCAAUGCCUGAAUAUUAAUGUUAGUUACUUAUUUAUUGUAUUCUUGAUUUUUGGUCAAAAAUAUAAAAUAUGUAGAUGUAGUUCCUUUCUUUUUUCUUUCUAAACGACAAAUAUUAGUUUUUUUCCCCCUAGUGUUAGUAACUAAAUGUCAAUAUAUGAUCAGAUUAAAACCCGAAACAGAAAGUCAAAACUUUUACUUCCUUCUAGGAUCCCUACUCCAGAAGUUCAUUGGUAUGUAGAUUUUGAUGUAUGGUUUUUGUGUGUGUAAAUUAAGCUGCUUUUUGGUUUUUUAGUGGUUUAGUUUACUUUUUUUGAUGAUUGAUGAGCAUGUUUUAACUUGCAAAUUUGUGAUUUUCAUAAUAAACCACAAAAAUCCAAAGAAGAGAAAAUGGAGUAUGUAUUGUUGUAUAAUGUAAGAAUUGCAAAGAGGCCAAAGAAAGUGAAAGGUGAGUAGCGUGUAGGGUAGGCAGAAGCACUUGGCAUGCAAUUGUCAGGAUGAAAUAAUGGAUUAUCUAUGUAUAUAUUUCAGGUAAUUAUUGUAUCUAAUGUAAAGAAAUUCCUACUCGUAA